Messenger RNA from Oncorhynchus keta (chum salmon), 2092 nucleotides. RefSeq names its product ephrin type-A receptor 2-like. The coding region runs from base 87 to 1418 and encodes 443 amino acids. The transcript has 6 exons. Lineage: Eukaryota; Metazoa; Chordata; Actinopteri; Salmoniformes; Salmonidae. Gene Ontology annotation, molecular function: zinc ion binding; protein binding. The record is from RefSeq and is a predicted model, not a curated record.
UGUCAUUAUAAUGUAAAUGUUAAAUCCCCAGUACAGCAGGUCAACAGUAGUUCUACUCUGCUUUUGUGUUUAAACGUUUUAAUAUAAUGGUGUUUACUCUUCUAAGUUACAGAUUGAUAUGGGACCAGACCAGUCCUCUUCAGCAUUGUGAGGCCUCCUCUCUGAGAGUUAUAAUGAGUUAUCAUCAGGGGGCUGAGGGUGGAGCCAUCCCUAAAGAAAGACAGAAGGAUGGGUCACAAAACAAGGAUUUUGAUGAGACCAUGGACCCUGAUAUGAGGGGCCAAUCAGAGAGAGCAGAGUCUAUUUCCUCUGGUUUUCUAUCAAUGAAGACUGACAAAUCUAUGGAUUACCCUGUUCAUUUCAAAGUAGCAGACUCUCUACAUAACAAAGGGCCAGUAGAUGUAUCCUGUGAUAUCUGCUCUGAGGUCCAAGCUGUGAAGUUCUGUCAGACCUGCAGUGUGUCCUACUGUGAGACCCACAUCAGACAGCACUAUACAAUAGCAGCACUGCAGAGACACACACUGGUGGAUGUGACUGGAGACCUGGUGCAGAAACUCUGUAAACAUGACUACAGUCCUCUGGAUGUGUUCUGCAGGACAGACCAGAUGAUGAUCUGCAGUCAGUGUGCAGAGACAAACCACAAAGGACAUGAUACCAUCCUCCUUGAGACAAAGAAAGCAGGAAGACAGCCUAAGAGUUUUGAUAGAGACCAACACACAACGUUGGCCGCGGAUGAUGUGCUGCCCCCUCCUGGUGACUUCCAGGUCCUGUUGCUGACGUCAGACUCUGUGUCUCUGAGCUGGGGUCCUCCUGAAGAGUUGAAGGGACCACAGAAGUUCAGAGUGACCUGGGGUUGUGAUGUGGAACCGUGCAGUAUAGGGGUGAAAAAUGUUCAUGAAGUUGAAAUCAGCAGACUCAACCCUGGUAAAAAGUACCAGUUCAAUGUGGCUACAGAGGGAGAAGAUGGAAGCCAAAGCAGAUGGAUCUCAGCCUCCCUAUCCGCAGUACCUCCUGCUCCAGACCAGCUGAAUGUUGACUUAGUGGACACCACAUCAGCUGCUGUUAGCUGGAACCAGCCACCAGGAUUGGACCAAACCCAACAUCAGUACCAGAUCUCCUACCACUGUCCAGGGACAGAACCACACAUCACUACCACGUCUUCACCCAGCAUCACUCUCUCUGACCUGCAAGGUGGUACUCAGUACUCUGUCUCUGUCUGUACUGUGCUGGAAGAUGGAAGGACAAGUCAACUGGUGUCAACAACCCUCACCACAAGUAAGGAAGUACACUAUUUGUUUUUGCAUGUGUUUUGUUGUUAUUAUUAUAGACUUAGUCUAUUACCAAAUAGGGCUAUCUUCUGUAUACCCCUUUACCUUGUCACAACACAACUGAUUGGCUCAAACACCAUUAAGAAGUAAAUACAUUCAACACAUUAACUUGUAUGAAUGCACACCUGAAAUGCAUUCCAGGUGACUACUGUUACGGUUUUCUUCCGUCGAAGGAGAGUCGGACCAAAAUGCAGCGUGGUUAAUUCGAUACAUGUUUAAUAGACGAAUAAACACGAUCAAUACAAAAACAAUAAACGUACGUGAAAACCGAAACAGCCUAAACUGGUGCAAACUAACACAGAGAGAGGAACAAUCACCCACAAACACACAGUGAAACCCAGGCUACCUAAAUAUGGUUCCCAAUCAGAGACAACGAGAAUCACCUGACUCUGAUUGAGAACCGCCUCAGGCAGCCAUAGACUAUGCUAGACACCCCACAAAACAAAGACAAAAACGCACCACAAAAACCCAUGUCACACCCUGGCCUGACCAAAUAAAUGAAGACAAACAUAAUAUACUACGACCAAGGCGUGACAGAACCCCCCCCUAAGGUGCGGACUCCCGGACGCACAUCAAAACAAUAGGGAGGGUCCAGGUGGGCGUCUGUCCAUGGUGGCGGCUCCGGCGCGGGACGUGGACCCCACUCUAUCAAUGUCUUAGUUCCUCCCCCUCGCGUCCUAGGAUAGUCUACCUUCGCCGCCGACCAUGGCCUAGUAGUCCUCACCCAGAACCCCACUGCACUGAGGGGCAGCUGGGGACUGAGG